Messenger RNA from Aedes aegypti (yellow fever mosquito), 1735 nucleotides. RefSeq lists its product as uncharacterized. The coding region runs from base 211 to 1563 and encodes 450 amino acids. The transcript has a single exon. Gene Ontology annotation, biological process: intracellular protein transport. Lineage: Eukaryota; Metazoa; Arthropoda; Insecta; Diptera; Culicidae. Gene Ontology annotation, molecular function: protein binding. The record is from RefSeq and is a predicted model, not a curated record.
UCCGAACGGUAUCAGUUAAUUUGAGAUCGUUAAACUAUACCUAGCUUGUCGGUUUUGCGUUGCAUUUCAUACUAGUAGAAGAGACGGCAGUUUGCGCCAGCAGUGAAUGAUUCAGAAGAAGAAAACAAGUUCUCAACAGUCAGUUACAAGGAGAAAAUUGUGUUUCAAGUGAAAGGACAAUUGUAGCCAAGUCGGAAAUCGGAAGCAAUCAUGAUUUCGGAAUUGUUUAACGCAGUUAAUAAAGCCCGCUUCAGUGGCAUUCGGAUUGUUCCGGCAAAUGCGCCAUCGCUGUACCAAGAAUGUGUAAAAGUGUUUGUGGCCGAGGUCAAUCGAACCAACAAGAAUGGGAAACGGAUUUCGGAGUUGCAAUUUUUGCCAACGGCUGCGUUGGUGAACAUCUUUGAUGAAAUGUGCCUCUAUCCGAGCUUGCGUAACAUUCUGCGCCAGGAGCUCUCUGAUCCAGCUCUGUUUAUGAGGAUCUUCAACGGUCAUGCGUCGAAUCAGCACAUUUUAGAUCGUUGCUUGCGCGAGGCUAGUUUGAGCGGAAAACCGGUUCUGUCCGACCUCGCUACUAAUUACUGUGAUAUGGCUCGUGGCGACCCACUGGAGCCGGGAUCGCCGGCCUUCAUGAGUCGUAUUCUGGCCACCUUGAAACUUGGUACCUAUCUAAACGAAGCUGGUUGGUCCAGUUCUAGUGUCGAUGUGUUAGUCAUAGCUAAAGACAUGAUCUCGUUGAUAAAGGACAACCGUUUCCACAAGCAACUGGAACUGGAAUCCAUUCAAAAGUUGUUGCAUUCGGAAAUAAGCUGCGCUCACCCGAAUGCAAGACAAACAAGUGAAGCCCUGCAGGAGUUGAUCUCCGACAGUACUGACGCUGACGAACUAGUCAAAUCUUAUAUAGAAAUUUCCUAUUUCCACUACUCGGUCGAGGAGUACGAUUUAUGCCACGACUGGAACCUGAAAGUGAUGAGCCUAAUCACAGAUUCUACUCCGAUUGGAGACGUUAUCGCUGUUCUCCAGCUAGAAGCUUUGUUCUGCUUUGCUAAGGAACGCUACGACCUUGGAAGUAUGCUAAUCUCGCAAGCUAUUCAUCGCGCACGUUCCAAGUAUGGCAACGUGCAUCCGCGCUACGCUGAUGUGAUACUCACCUAUGGCGAAUGCCUGCUGCUUAUGAAUGCCGUAUCCGACGCCAUCUCUACAUUCAUGGAGUUGCUCGAUAUCACCACGAAACUGUAUGGACAGCACACUCCUACUGUUCCGAUUGUGCAAGGCUACCUGGCGUACGGAUUCUAUCUGCGUUCGCAUACCACCGGACGUUUCGAUAUGGCACAGGACCAAAUUGACAAAGCCAUCGCCCAGGCGAAACAGCUUAUUCCGUCGAAUCAACGUGUACUUGAAGACUUGAACUCCAUCCGUGAUAUGGUGAUCAAGGGACAUGACGGCGUUCGUGCAGCUAUGAAGGAAAACCAGGUGAUCAAGGCCAACAACUAUCAGAUUUUUUCGUUCCCCGAAAUCCGAGACAAGUGCGUUGAACUGCAUGCAUCAUUCGAUUGUGAAUGCUAGAUAUAUAUUUGUUACUAGGCUAGAUUAGAAUAACCGAACAAUACAAAUCGAAUUUAUUUGCUUAUGUUAAGCGAUUUCCAUACAAAAGACUUGAACCUAACUAGAUUGUAAGUGAUGUUUUUUGUUUUAUCAUGUAAAUAAACUACAAUGUCAAUUCGUUUAUACAAAUCUA